AUGGACGAGCAGCCCAUUCACCUCACUUCGAACCCGGCCGAGAUGGCCAAGCUGGACAGCACAGAUCAGGCUCGCCUCAUUCUUGCUCGACUCAUGGAGGGCGGCCAGGAAGACGAUGAGACCUGUCAAGCUUUCGAUCGGCUGACCAAGCUACUGAACGACGACGCUGCCACCGCCAACAAGGACAGCUCCAUCUGCAACGUCAUUGACGACGUUUGUGUCGACACCAUUAUGAGUUAUCUCGACAUGAGGCAGGCCGAUAUGGUUCGAGGCCAUGCCGUUCUGACCGCCUCGGCCUACCUCAAGGCCGCUGGCGACGGGGGAUCCAGCGCUCUCCGGAAUUUCUUCUUCGACCGCAUCAAGAGGGGCACAUACGAUGACUACAUCGUCGCCUUCUGUGUGGCGGCCGCCAUCUUCCCCGUUGCUCCAGACAUGACGGCCAAGAUGUUUCUGAGCGAGGGCUUCUUGCCUAGCCUCGACUCCCUGAUGAGGAGAAAGUGGAAGAGCCGCAAGGUCGAGACGGCUUGUUUGGAGAUGCUGAAUGCGGCGUCUAUGAACUCGCAAUGUCGGGAGGCUAUCCAGAAGUACUGCAGUGAUUGGCUGGAGGAGGUCGUCGACCAGGAUCCCGAGGAGCUGUCAAAGGCCAUACAUUCAGCAGACCCCGACCUCCAUGCCACCCAGGGUUCCAUCGCAAUGCGAAGACACUCCGAGGCAGUCCAGCAUCUGGCCGCGGUCAUCUUGGCAAAACUGAGGGCAGUACCGUCGACACCGCAGACGAAAGAAGGCACCGACAACAGGAUCCAAGCGGCGAACACGAGCAUCGAGGACCUUACCAGGAAAUUCACCACGAUGCUGCUUACAGAUCCCGAUAAUGGCAAGCGACAUUCGGUAGAAGGUCUCGCUUACGCUACCAUUCAACCCGCGAUUAAGGAAGAGGUUGCCCACAGCAAGCAGCUUUUGAAAACUCUUGUAAAGGUUCUCGGUGAUGCUCCAGCAAAGUCACCUCUUACGUAUGGCGCCCUGAGCAUCUUCAUGAACCUUACUCGCUACCAACCGGCCCAGACGGACGAGGAGAAGAAGAUGAGCCAGCUCAAGGCUUAUGCGAACGCAGCCGGCAAGCUCGCGCCAACCAACCCGCUCAACGACAACGAACACGUCUCGCAACGGUGUAAGCUAGUCUUUGACGCCGGUAUUGUGCCGGUCUUGGUGACGCACAGUAGGCACGGCUCUGUGGCAUCCCUCUCGAUCAUCAUAUCCAUUAUCUUCGCUCUGUCGGUCACUACCAGCCUCAGGGGCCAGCUCGCCCAGCAAGGCGCUGUUAAUCUGAUGGUUGCGGCAUGGACAGCAUUGCCAGACACCGAAAUGCAGGCGAAACGCAGCGCAGCGCAGGCACUUGCCCGCAUACUAAUCAGCACAAACCCAGCCCUGGUCUUUGGGGGCACGCGUGCCCGGCCGCAGAAUACUGCUAUUCGCCCACUGACGUCCAUACUGCCUCCAGAUCCUGCCGCUGACACGCGCGACCUGCUACCGACCUUCGAAGCCCUGAUGGCUCUCACCAACCUCGCGUCAACAGACGAUGACACGCGAACGACGAUCAUCCGCACUUCAUGGCCGGAGAUCGAGGAGCAACUACUAUCAUCCAACCAUCUGGUCUCUAAAGCCGCCGUGGAACUGAUCUGCAAUCUGGUACAAUGCGUAGAGGGCAUUGCACUAUAUGCAGCCGACACUCCGCAGGCGGCCAAUCGGCUGCAUAUUCUUUUAGCGCUUGCCGACGCUGAGGACGAAGGGACACGCAGUGCCGCUGGAGGUGGGCUGGCGUCUUUGACAGCGUACGAGGCUGUCGUGAAAGGUAUUGUGAAGAGAAAGCGAGGAGUGGAGGUCGUGCUCGGCAUGUGCAGCGAGGAAACCGAGGACUUGCGGCACCGAGGCGUCGUUGUCGUUUUCAACAUGGUCUCGUGUGAAGGCGAGGCUGGCAAGAUGGCACGCAAGGAAAUGCGGGAGAAUGAUGGAGUAGAAGUGCUCAAGGAGUGUGCGAGAAAGAGCCGCAGGGCCGAGGUUGUAGAGGUGACUAUACAGGCACUGAAGGUCCUUCUCGAAGAGGAAACGUAG
This is a messenger RNA of Anthostomella pinea, 2109 nucleotides long. The record is from the annotation of a GenBank genome assembly. Lineage: Eukaryota; Fungi; Ascomycota; Sordariomycetes; Xylariales; Xylariaceae.